UUUUUAUUAAAGCUUUCAGUGCGCAUGGCAUGGCACAUAUGCCUGAGAAAGAGCGGUUUGACUGACUGUGCGCCUGACACAAUUCUGAAAGCGGUGAUUCCGCAUUUUGAGUUUCGUGUAAAGUUGAUGAUAAUGAGAUGAGAAAAACUUGACGAAAGAUGAAAUUGUACUGCCUGUCCAAUGAUCCCACAAAGCCAUGUUUGGUCCUAACUUUCAAAGGGAUCACACUGAUGUUGGACUGCGGCCUGAACAUGCAGUCCAUUUUGCAUUUCAUGCCCUUGCCCAUGGUCCCUAGCAGCAAGUUCAAUUCUUUGCCAACAUGGUUACCACGUGACACUCAGCAGGAUUGGCAAGUUGAAGGGGAGCUGAAGGAAUGUUGCGGUAGAGUGUUUGUGGAUUCCACGCCGGAGUUUUACCCUCCUUUAGAAAAAAUUAUAGAUUUCUCAGAAAUUGAUGCUAUUCUAAUAUCCAAUUAUACUUGUAUGCUUGCUUUGCCAUUUAUAACGGAAGGUACAGGUUUUAAAGGUGUAAUAUAUGCCACUGAGCCAACUCUACAAAUUGGUCGGUUUUUUAUGGAAGAACUGGUAGAAUUCAUAGAGCAAACUCCAAAGGCGACGCAAGCCAAACAUUGGAAAGAGAUGUUGCAUAUGUUUCCAUCUCCAUUGACAGAUGUGAUCAAGCCUAAAUCCUGGCGACAAAUUUAUUCCACGGCAGCUGUAAAUUCGGCGUUGUCGAAUAUUCAACUGGUCGGAUACGACCAGAAAUUGGAUAUUUUCGGGGCUUUAACAGUUACACCGAUCAGUUCCGGUUAUUGUUUGGGUAGUAGUAACUGGCUGAUCUCCUGCGAUCACGAAAAAGUUGCUUAUGUUAGUGGUUCAUCUACGCUAACCACCCAUCCGCGACCUAUGGAGCAAGCCACGCUGAAACACGCGAACAUGUUGAUACUGACAGGCUUAACGCAAACGCCAACUGCUAAUCCUGACACAAUGCUAGGAGAAUUGUGCAUGACUGUUGCAAUGACUCUUCGAGCCGGUGGAUGUGUUCUUAUACCUUGCUAUCCUUCCGGCGUUGUGUAUGACUUAUUCGAAUGUCUGAGCACUCAUCUGGACAAAUCAGGUUUCACACAGGUACCUCUGUUCUUUAUCUCGCCAGUAGCAGAGUCAUCUUUGGCAUAUUCUAAUAUUCUUGCGGAAUGGUUGUCGACAGGCAAGCAAAGCAAAGUUUAUCUUCCGGAGGAGCCGUUCCCGCACGCGUUUCUCGUGAAAAACGCCCGUCUGAAACAUUACACAUCCACGUAUGCUGAAGGAUUCAGUAACGACUAUCGACAGCCGUGUGUGGUUUUUUGCGGCCAUCCGAGUCUCCGAUUCGGCGAUGCGGUGCACUUUGUGCAGUUGUGGGGUAACAAUCCCCUACACACCAUUAUUUUUACGGAACCCGAUUUUCCCUAUUUGGAUGCUCUUGCACCGUUCAUGCCGUUAGCCAUGAAAGCGGUGCACUGUCCUAUCGACACAUCCCUUAACUUCACUCAAGCCAACAAGCUGAUACGAGAUUUGAAACCGGAGCACCUAGUUAUUCCGGACAGUUACACACAGCCUCCUCUAACGGCAACGCACAGAACGGAUCUUGUCAUCGAGACCAUUGAAGAAAAACCUCUGAUUACAUUUAAACGAGGAGAAGUGGUAAAAUUGCCGUUAAAGCGAAAAAAAGCCCGUGUGUAUAUCGAGCCGGAAUUAGCUAGCACCAUUGUACCAACUGAAAUUCGGCCUGGUGUUAGUCUCGCCUCUGUUAUUGGAGAGCUAGAAGUCAAGGAUAAUGUAUACACUAUAAAAAAUAUAGAGGACAGAUCAAGCGGAAAGAGAAAGCUAUCGGCGAGCUCGCCUGCACCCAUCAAAGAAGAAGUUAUAAAAGAACAAAAACACGAUUAUGGAAAAGUAGAUCCGCAAGAAUUGUUGCAGAAACUCAACCAAGAGGGCUUUCAGGGUGCGAAGUUGCAGCAUACUCCAACAUCUACGAGUAUUCAUUUGCAAGAUGAAGAUACUUUGAUUCAGUUGGCAGACAAUUCCACGCAUAUUUUCUGCAACGGCGAUCAGAAAAUUCGCAAGCGCAUCAGGAGCAUAAUAAUGCAGUGUUUGAAAAGGUUUUGAUACAGAAUACAACGUAGUAUUCUCUUUAACAUCUUGACAUGUCGCGAGACAAUGGUGCAUACUGUACAAACACACUUUAUGGACAUUUUUAUUGUUUUGUAAAUAAAACAUACGUGCGUAAA
Pseudomyrmex gracilis is the source of this 2266-nucleotide messenger RNA. It is a transcript of the gene IntS9, whose product is annotated as integrator complex subunit 9. Bases 159 to 2144 code for a protein of 661 amino acids. NCBI's taxonomy places the organism in Eukaryota, Metazoa, Arthropoda, Insecta, Hymenoptera, Formicidae. Gene Ontology annotation, biological process: snRNA processing. Gene Ontology annotation, cellular component: integrator complex. The transcript is spliced from 11 exons. The record is from RefSeq and is a predicted model, not a curated record.